AUGGUUAAUUUCUCAUUGACUCCAAUGCACCUAUUCUAUCAUUGGACAGUGUUCACCGAUAAUCCAAAGUUAACCAAUGUCUCUAUGUUAGCAUACGCAGCGCUUAUAUCUAUCUGGUGGUUUUCAGUAUGGAAGGAAAGAGCGUGUAGAAUCCAAAAGAAGGCCCAAUUUCCAAGAUGUUCGAGGAUGCCCUGCUUUCUUUGUCGUGCCAAAAGAGAACAGCCUAGGCAAUUCAAAUUCGGGUCUUGGUUAAGUUUUUUCUUCUUAUACGCCUUUUUAGCUUGUUUCAUUUGGUCAAUCCAAUCAUUCCCUAUAAGGUACGAAACGCCCGAUUGGAAAGAGAUAUCCCAGUUUAUUGCACUGGAUAUUGGCGUCAUAUUGAUCAACUUUAUUAUAGCUUAUUCUUUUAAAGUAUAUUAUUUGCACGAUGAAGGGAUAUCGCUAACCGAAAUUGACAUAGCUUAG
Messenger RNA from Saccharomyces eubayanus, 465 nucleotides. RefSeq lists its product as uncharacterized. Bases 1 to 465 code for a protein of 154 amino acids. The record is from RefSeq and is a predicted model, not a curated record. NCBI's taxonomy places the organism in Eukaryota, Fungi, Ascomycota, Saccharomycetes, Saccharomycetales, Saccharomycetaceae. The transcript has a single exon.